AUGGCCGGCGUCGCUGAUAAGGCGAGAUUCUAUCUCGAACGCGCCGUACCGCAACUGCGAGAAUGGGAGGAGAAAGAAAUAUUUUCAAAGGAUGAGAUUCGCACAAUCGUCCAGAAGCGCAACGACUACGAGCACAGAGUUCUCUCACCCGGGAAUAAGCCAUCGGAUUGGUCUUCGUACGCACAAUGGGAGCAGUCCCUUGAGUCACUCCGUAGCAAACGCUGCAAGCGUCUCAAAAUCCGACACCUCCACUCCGCCCACGCUGGCCAGGGCCGUACUCUUGCGAUUUACGAGCGAGGUGUCAACCGACAUCCAGGAAGCAGUGCGCUGUGGAGAGAAUAUCUUUCAUACACGUCGAGCGUCAAAGCAUCCAAGCGCUGGCGCAAAACCAUGACCAACGCUCUACGCAUGAUGCCCACAGACCCUGAGCUGUGGGCAAUGGCAGGUCGAAGGUCAGCGAAGAACGGCGACAUGGCUGCCGCGCGUGGGUUUUUCAUGCGAGGUUGCCGCUUCUGCACAACGAACGAAAAGCUCUGGGUCGAAUAUGCGCGAAGCGAGAUGGAAUGGCUUGAGAAGGUCGAUAAGCGCAAGGCAGUCGCAAAGCCCGGCCAGGAUGUUCUCCGGCCAGAUCGCGAGGAAGAUGGAGACGAACUGCGACUUAUGGAUAGUGAUGAUGAUGAGGACGAUGAUGAUCUUCCCGAGCCUUCCAACGCGCAGGCUAAGGUUAUUGACAAGCAGACGGCUCAACAUUUGAAAUCAAACCCUGCCAUGGAUGGCGCUAUCCCUAUGGCUAUCUUCGAUAUCUCAAAGAAGCAGGCCUUCUUUAGCGCCAACACUGCGGAGACAUUCUUUGACCUCUUCGCGUCUUUCACACAUGUCCCAGCUCAGCCUAGGAUUUCACAGCAUGUUCUGGAUGUCCUUGAUCAGGAGUACCCCAACCACCCAGCCACAUGCAAUGUCCACAUUCGCCAACCUAUCAUGGGUGUGAACCCACAGACUGCAGAGUUCCCUAAGAACCUUAGAGAGGUACUGUCACGGUUGAACCAGUACUUAGAAAUCACAACAGAUCGCGCGGAAUUACAGAAGAAGACUGUCGCAUGGAUAGAUAGAUAUCUUGCGCUGGAUCUUUUGGACGAGGGUAUUCGGGCAGUACUGGAACAUACCAAGAAGAAGUUGGAGUCUAUUUAA
Molecule: messenger RNA, 1188 nt
Organism: Fusarium redolens
Lineage: Eukaryota; Fungi; Ascomycota; Sordariomycetes; Hypocreales; Nectriaceae
Product: U3 small nucleolar RNA-associated protein 6-domain-containing protein
Exons: 2
Coding region: 1-1188 (395 amino acids)
Biological process (GO): maturation of SSU-rRNA from tricistronic rRNA transcript (SSU-rRNA, 5.8S rRNA, LSU-rRNA)
Cellular component (GO): Pwp2p-containing subcomplex of 90S preribosome; small-subunit processome
Molecular function (GO): snoRNA binding; protein binding
Source: RefSeq, a predicted model, not a curated record